This is a messenger RNA of Alternaria postmessia, 768 nucleotides long. RefSeq lists its product as uncharacterized. Bases 1 to 768 code for a protein of 255 amino acids. Lineage: Eukaryota; Fungi; Ascomycota; Dothideomycetes; Pleosporales; Pleosporaceae. The transcript has a single exon. Gene Ontology annotation, molecular function: hydrolase activity. The record is from RefSeq and is a predicted model, not a curated record.
AUGCAUCUCCCCACAACACUCACCUACAUCUCCCUCGUCGCCACCUCAGCCUUUGCCCUCCCAAAGGCCACAAAACCCCCAUACUUCAUCCUCGCUGGCGACUCAACAACAGCCGUACAGUCUGAGGGCGGCGGUGGCUGGGGCACCGGCUUCCUGACUACAACCCUCACAAGUGGCGCCUCAGGCGUCAACUAUGGUCACAAUGGCGCAACAACAGUCUCCUUCCGUCAAGGCGGCGACUGGGCGACCGUCCUCGCCUCCGCAAAGAACGCCUCAAAGAACUACACACCCUACGUGACCAUCCAAUUUGGCCACAACGAUCAGAAACCCGACAAGAACAUCAGCGCGGCACAACUCACCACCAACCUCGUCGCUUUCGUCGACGAAGCCAAGAAAGCAGGCGCCACACCCAUCCUCGUUACGUCUUUGAGCCGCCGCAAGUACGGCACUGACGGAAAAAUCAAGCCAGACUUGGCCGAUGUAGUUGCAGCGGCGAAGAAUGCGGCGGCCGAGUCGGGCGCUGAUAUUAUUGAUUUGAAUGCGGCGAGUACCAAGUAUUUGAAUGCGAUUGGUCCGGAGAAGGCGCCUACAUAUGACCUCAAGGCUGGUGAUAGCACGCAUUUGAACGCGGAGGGGAGUGUUGUGUUUGGAAACCUAGUGGCUAUGCUGAUCAAGAAGGAGGUACCAGCUGUGAGCAAGUACCUUAAGCCGGUCAAGGCUGUGCAGAGUGCGCUGGAGAAGGGUAUUUACAUCUUCCCCAAAGUUUAG